Molecule: messenger RNA, 963 nt
Organism: Ornithorhynchus anatinus (platypus)
Lineage: Eukaryota; Metazoa; Chordata; Mammalia; Monotremata; Ornithorhynchidae
Product: olfactory receptor 14A16-like
Exons: 1
Coding region: 1-963 (320 amino acids)
Biological process (GO): G protein-coupled receptor signaling pathway
Cellular component (GO): membrane
Molecular function (GO): olfactory receptor activity; odorant binding; G protein-coupled receptor activity
Source: RefSeq, a predicted model, not a curated record
AUGGCCAACGUCACCAUAGUGACGGCAUUCCUGCUCCUGGGGUUCUCAGAGGUCCAGGAGCUGCAGCUGGUCCAUGCCAUGCUGUUCCUCUUGGUCUACCUGGCGGCCCUGGUGGGGAAUCUCCUCAUCGUCACCAUCACCAACCUAGGCUGGCGCCUCCACACCCCCAUGUACUUCUUCCUCAGGCACUUGUCUGUCCUCGACCUCUGCCUCAUCUCCAUCACUGUCCCUAAAUCCAUCCACAACUCCCUGAUUAAUAACAGAUCCAUCUCUUUCCUGGGCUGUGUCCUCCAGGUUUUUUUUGCUCUUUCAUCAGUAUUUACAGAACUGGUCAUCCUCACAGUGAUGUCCUACAACCGAUAUGUGGCCAUCUCCCACCCCCUGCACUAUGAGGUCGUCAUGAAUCGAGGGGCCUGUGUGAAGAUGACCACCGCCUCAUGGCUGAGCUGGGUGCUGUCUGCUGAAUUACACACAGCCAGCACCUUCUCCUUCUCUUUCUUUGGGUCCAACGUUGUAGGCCAGUUCUUCUGUGACAUCCCCCAGUUACUCACCAUCUCCUGCUCUCCUGACCUCCUCAGCGAGGUGGUGCCCAUCUGCGUCAAUGUGGCUUUCGACUUCUGCUGUUUCAUUGGCAUCAUUGUCUCCUACAUCCAUAUCAUGGCAACCGUGCUGAGGAUGCCGGCAACAGAAGGCUGGAACAAAACCUUCUCUACCUGCCUGCCCCACCUCAUCAUCAUCACCAUUUCCCUCUCCACUGGGUUCUUUGCCUACCUCAAGGCCCCCUUGGACUCCCCCUCAGUUAUGGACCUUCUGCUGUCUAUGUUUUACACAGUGGUGCCCCCCACCCUAAAACCCCUCAUCUACAGCCUGAGGAACAGGGACCUGAAGGUCACAAUGGGAAAAUUCUUAAAGGGCAAAUUUUGCACAAGAGAGAAGUCUCUGCACAUCUCCCAUUUGGCUUAG